Molecule: messenger RNA, 1518 nt
Organism: Neogale vison (American mink)
Lineage: Eukaryota; Metazoa; Chordata; Mammalia; Carnivora; Mustelidae
Gene: EPSTI1
Product: epithelial stromal interaction 1
Exons: 11
Coding region: 16-1002 (328 amino acids)
Source: RefSeq, a predicted model, not a curated record
CGCGGACCCAGAGCUAUGUUCACCCGCACUCGGGUGGUGGGCUCUGGGCUCGGCGCCUCUCCCGCCCCCGGCCUGACCCGGGACUUCCCUGGGCUGACCCCGGAGCCAGGCCGGCUGCAAGGUCCCAGACCCGGUUUGGAGGUGGCGCCCCAGAGCCCUGCGCGGGAAAGCCGGGGGCUCCAGAGCCAGCGGGUCCCAGGUGCAUAUACCAUGAUAGUACCAAAUGAAAACCGAAGAAAUCAGAUAAAAAGGAGUACGUAUAUUUAUUCAGUCAACAUUCAGAAUGCUUCCCGUCUUCUGAAUAGAGUAGGAUUGGUUUACUUAGUUGCUGAGCAAGAGCUGGAGAGUCUUGAGAAGUGGAAGGAGCAACACAGAGCGAAGCCCGUUAACCUGGCACCACGGCGGUUGGGUGGAAGCCAAUCAGAGGCUGAAGUCAGACAGAAACAACAACUCCAACUGAUGCAAUCUAAAUACCAGCAAAAGCUAAAAAGAGAAGAAUCUGUAAGAAUCAAGAAGGAAGCAGAAGAAGCCGAAAUGCAAAAGAUGAAGGCAAUUCAGAGAGAGAAGAGCAAUAAACUAGAGGAGAAAAAAAGGCUUCAAGAAAACCUCAGAAGAGAAGCAUUUAGAGAGCACCGGCAAUACAAAACUGCUGAGUUCCUGAGCAGACUGGCUGCAGAGUUGCCAGACAGAAGUACCCAUCAAAUUGCUCUUCAUGACCCACAGUCUUCAACUUGGGCCAGAAGCCGGGCUUAUAAGGAUUCUUUAAAGGAAGAAGAAAACAAAAAAUUGCAAAAGAUGAAGGAGGAACAACAUCAGAAGAGUGAAUUACUAGAAUUUAAGCGACAGCAACAGGAGGAAGAAAGGACCAAAACUCACCAAGCUGAACACAGGAGGGUAAAUAAUGUUUUCCUGGACCGGCUCCAAGGCAAAAGUCAACCAGGUGGCUUUGAGCACUUUGGAGGCCAUUGGAAUACGAAUAGUGGUAACAGCUGGGAUGUAUGAGAAAUAUUUACUUCAUCUGUCCUUUGUCACCUGACCUUGAAGGACCUCACUUGAUGAUUUUCCUUAAAACUCCUUUAUUUAUCUUCACUGUUUUUACCUUGACUUCAGUUUCCCAUCCACUCAGCUGAACAAAUAUUGGGGAUGACCAGUUUUCCCCUGUUAUUAUUGAUGCAUGUUUGUAGAAUCUGAUUGCUGAGCUCAGAUGUAAUUUCUACUGCCACUGAAAUGUUACACUAUUUCUCUCACGGUUUCACAUCUUAUUGGAAGCCUAAUUACAGCAAUGUUAGUAAGAUAAAAAAGGAGGGAAUAAUUCGAUACUUUUGGGUUUGCAAGAGUUAUGGGUGCUACAUGCUUAUCUCUCAAAGCAGCUAAUUCUUAUGUAAUUCUCAGAUAACGCUGGGGGAAGCUUUGGCAUUUUUUAUAUUAAGCUCUACUUAAUCCAGGGUACAAACUUGAACAAAAGAAAAAAAAUCUUUUAUACUCUUUUAAACACAUUCAUAAAUACAUUUUGAAAUA